UGCAGUAGGAGAGGCUUUCCUUAAAGCUGUGAGUCUUUUAUCCUGGCAGGCUCUUCAAGAUUGUUGUGAGGAGUCUAGCCAGUUGGUGAGCUCUGUAAUCUAAACCAGCUGUCCCCAGACUGAGGCCCCCAUUUGCAUUGUUUAACAUACUUAGAAAAUGAAGUGUUCAUUUUUAACAUUCCUCCUCCAAUUGGUUUAAUGCAGAAUUACAGAAGAGAACUAAGCAAAACCAGGUGCUUUUGCUGUAUUCUCUCCAGUGUCUGAGGAGGAGCAGACCUCUCCCUGCCCUGUCUAUUAUUUGGUAUUUCAUUCUCUGGAAUAUAAAUGACGGAGGAACUCAAGUGCUAGCAAAACACCGAUGUUCAGACACGUUUUUUAGUUAUUCAGCAGUUCAGACUCCUUUUUUCCAUCUUUCCUAACCAAUGUUGGACAUGCAAGAAGUAAAGAGGAUACUGACUGUUUUCAUGCUGGCCACCUGUCUUACACGCCCUGGGAAAGCACAGCAGCAAUGCACUAACGGGUUUGACCUGGACCGUGCCUCUGGGCAAUGCUUAGAUAUUGAUGAAUGUCGGACUAUUCCUGAGGCCUGUAGAGGAGAUAUGGUGUGUGUUAACCAGAAUGGUGGCUAUUUAUGCAUUCCCCGAACAAAUCCAGUUUAUAGAUCACCAUAUGUGAAUCCUUAUUCAAACAUUUAUCCACCACCUCCAGCUCCCAACUACCCCACUGCUACAAGACCUCUGAUGUGUCGGUUUGGCUACCAAAUGGGCGAAAACAACCAAUGUGUUGAUAUUGAUGAAUGUGCUUCCGAGUCACACCAGUGUAACCCCACCCAGAUCUGCAUAAACACUGAAGGAGGAUACACCUGCUCCUGCACUGAGGGCUAUUGGCUCUUAGAAGGCCAGUGUUUAGACAUAGAUGAAUGUCGCUAUGGUUACUGUCAGCAGCUGUGUGCCAAUGUACCUGGUUCCUACUCCUGUACAUGCAAUCCAGGUUUUACCCUUAAUGAUGAUGGACGAUCAUGCCAAGAUGUGAAUGAAUGUACAACCCAGAACCCUUGCGUGCAAAACUGCGUCAACACAUAUGGCUCUUUUCUCUGUCGCUGUGAUCCUGGCUAUGAACUGGAAGCUGAUGGAAUUAGCUGCAGCGACAUGGAUGAGUGCAGCUUCUCAGAGUUCCUUUGCCAGCACCAAUGUGUGAAUGAGCCCGGUUCUUACUACUGUUCCUGCCCCCCUGGCUAUGUUCUGCUUGAUGAUAACAGAAGCUGCCAAGAUAUCAAUGAAUGUGAGACUAGAAACUUCACUUGUACUACACAGCAAACCUGUUUCAAUAUCCAAGGAGGAUACAAAUGUCUAGACCCAGUAAAGUGUGAGGAUCCUUAUAUCCAGAUCAAUGACAAUCGCUGUAUGUGUCCAGCUGAAAACCCCGGUUGCAGAGAUCAACCAUUCACCAUCCUAUAUAGAGACAUGGACAUCAUGUCAGGACGGUCUGUGCCUUCUGACAUCUUCCAAAUGCAAGCAACAACUCGCUUCCCUGGUGCCUAUUACAUCUUCCAAAUCAAAUCAGGGAACGAGGGCAGAGAAUUCUACAUGCGGCAAACAGGACCUAUCAGUGCAACUCUAGUGAUGACCCGUCCUGUGAAAGGGCCACGUACCAUUCAAUUGGACUUGGAAAUGAUCACAGUCAACACUGUCAUCAACUUCAGAGGGAGCUCUGUCAUCCGGCUGAGGAUAUACGUAUCACAGUACCCGUUCUAAACCUUCAGUACAUUCCCUUUAAACAUUAAAAGCAACAACAAAAAGACAUUAUCCCCUUUCUGCAGAUCUUUUUCCUCAAAAAAAUAUAGCAGCUCAAAACCUAACUAGUGUUGCCACAGACACAACGGCCUACGCCAUCUGAUGAGAGAAGCCUCUUCAUAUACAAUCCUUUCCAGGAUGCAGACAUCUGAACAUGUAUUGUCAGCAGAUCCCGUAUGAUUUUAUAUGUGAUUAUAUGUUUUAAGAACCUUUUUUUUCUUGUUGUUGAUUUUAAAAACUUUUCUAGGGUGUGAUUUUAUGCUCCAAAGACUGUGAACCUCCCCACCUCUGUAACUGCAACACUGCUUAGCAAAGGCACCAAACAAACUGAGGAAAAAGCUGGCUUUUGCUAUUUUGCUUUUUUUAUUUUAAAAGGAAGGCAAACAAACAAAAAAUUCACCUGUCCAAAAGUGGAAUCUGAGAAGCGCUAACUACCAUUGCCAGUUGUUUCUGGAAUUGUCAGUCAUACAGUCUGUCUCAGUUGUCCCUACAUUUGUCUUUGUUCCAUCUGUCCUUUUUGACCGUACUUCUUAGCUGAGUCAUUGUAAGUUCCUUCUAAAAUACAUGUUGUACUAUGCUUGCUGGAUCUAUAAGCCCUCCUUUUUAACAAAGUGUCACCUGCGUGGGUUCCUCACUGUAUUAAAUAUUCCUACAUAAUUGAGUUCAAAGAGGUCUAUCACUGGAUUGUGUAUUUUAAAAUAAUUAGGGCCUGAUCCCUAUUUUCACCAAGGCCCUACCCUUUAUACCACCAAGGCAGCAUGAGCAUAAACGUAUGCUGCCAGAACAGUAUAAAGGGGCCUUAGCAUAACUGAGAGUCAGGUCCUGAGUGUUCAACUGCUUUGCAUACUUUAAUGAUUGUGCAUAAUUAGCAAAGAUUAUGAAGUGCCUGUGCUAGUUCUGUGGUUAUGGCCAGAGCUAAUUUCCCAUUGUAACCCCAAUAUUCAAUUUUGCUAAACCCAAUUUCCUCCAAAAGAAAAUAAUCCCCCUAAAAUUACAUAUGCCAAAGCUCUUCCCAGAAUAGAUUUUUUCUGAAAAGUUUUGGGGGAAAAAUUAGAAGAUGAAUUUUUAAAGUUGUGGGAUAAAAUCUUGGCCUGGUUGAAAUCAAGGGGAGUUUUCCAUUGACUUCAAUGGGUCAGGAUUUCACCCUGAUGUGUUUUUUGUAAGUUUUUCUCUUGUUGACUAUUUACUAUGUUUCCAGGUUGUUUCCAUUGGCUAAUCUUACCUCCCAAUUGGCUUGGCCAACAAAGGUUAAAUUUUGCAGGCUGGUCUAAGGACAAAUGGCUCAGUGUUUCUCAGAGGGCUAAUAGGGGAUUAACAAAGAUAUAUAAUGUGAAACAGCUUGGAAUAAGGUGUUUGUACUCCCACGUUAUGGUAGGCUGGAAAGCAAUAUACUAGAGCUUCAUUAGUGUAGGGAUGUAAAGAGGAGGACUGCACGCUCAGGAAGCUCUCCUGCACGGAUUGCAUGAAGGAAUGGAGAAACUGACUAUCUUGCUUAUAAUAGGCUUUGCAAAUUCA
Chrysemys picta bellii (western painted turtle) is the source of this 3308-nucleotide messenger RNA. RefSeq names its product fibulin 5 (gene FBLN5). Gene Ontology annotation, biological process: elastic fiber assembly. Gene Ontology annotation, molecular function: calcium ion binding. NCBI's taxonomy places the organism in Eukaryota, Metazoa, Chordata, Testudines, Emydidae. The record is from RefSeq and is a predicted model, not a curated record.